Molecule: messenger RNA, 411 nt
Organism: Cercopithifilaria johnstoni
Lineage: Eukaryota; Metazoa; Nematoda; Chromadorea; Rhabditida; Onchocercidae
Source: the annotation of a GenBank genome assembly
AUGCUAAUGUUAGGACAUCGUAGAUUAGAUAAAAAAAUUAUGAUAUCGUUAAAUGACUUUAUACGACAUUUAUUCAGAUCAAUGAAUAGAGCAGUAAUUAAAUCUCAAUUGAUCGAACAGCUCAAUAGUAAAAAAAUCAACAGUAAAACUUCUGCUAUUCGACUCACUCAAUUACCACCCAAACCAUUAAUUAUACAUACCGGUGAUGGACCAUAUUCAGGCCCAACAUUUAAUUGCAAAGUACUAAUACCUAUAAAUGAUGGUCGGCCUUCACCAACUAAUGAUAAUACAUGUCUUUUGAAACAACCUGGCAUUUCCGCUGAUGGCAGAUGCCGUUGUACAUAUGUGGUAUCGGAUCGUGACAGUGAUGGUUGCGCACUAGGAUUUUUGUUUACUUGCUUACCAAAAUAA